Molecule: messenger RNA, 2043 nt
Organism: Condylostylus longicornis
Lineage: Eukaryota; Metazoa; Arthropoda; Insecta; Diptera; Dolichopodidae
Exons: 3
Coding region: 1037-1912 (291 amino acids)
Source: RefSeq, a predicted model, not a curated record
UAUUUCUUUUCAAAAAAUAGCCACUAAAUUAACCUAAAUAUUAGAAGCCUAAAAUAUAAAUUAGAUAGUAUAACUUACAUAUUAGAUACGUUAGAAUCCAUUUUUCAUAUUCUAAUUUUGACUGAAACUUCGAAGCACUAAGAAUCGUAUAGAUGGGGGUGUAUGCGCAUUUGUACAUGAAAAUGUUGCAUAUAAAUCAGCAAAUGCAUUUUGUGACGAAUACAAUAGUUUAGCUUUAAUAUAAUAAUUAACAAAAUUUCCUAUAGUAUCGUUGCAAUAUAUAGACCACCGGAAAAUUCAAUCCACCAAAUAAACAAUUUCUUUGAUCGAUUAGAAACACAUAUGGAUUCACUACCCGCAAAAAACAGCUUAAUUUUAAGAGAUUUUAAUUGAUUUAAUUAAUGUUAGAGAUUAAGCUAAGCGACAUGUAAAUGAGUAUAAAGCUAAAAUUCACUAAGUGGCUUUACGUUUAUGAUGAAUGAAAUCACCAGAUCUAUAAGUAAAACAUGUAUUGACCAUAUUUUAUUUAGAAACUUGAACUCUAAUUACAAUAUAUUUAUCUUCAACAACGAUUUAUCGGACCACUUAGAAAUACUGCUAAAAACAAAAAAUACCAACACUUGCAAUAUCAAAAUAAACAAAAACAAUGACAAUAUUAAAUUAUGACAACAUAUAAAAAUCGGUGAAUGACAUUUACCUCGUUUAUAUGGCAGCUUCAAGCUUACUUGAAGCCUAUUUUAUGUACAUAUAAACACUGCUUGACUUGAAAUCGGCUUCACUCAAGUCAAUCAAAAAAUUUUGCCUACUUGACUUGAAAUGUUGAAGUAAAAGCACCGCUUGAAAGCUUGAGAGCUUGAAAAUGACAGAAUUUAAUUUUUUAUCCUAAAAUGACAGUAGAAAUAGAGUGCUUUAUGAAUUUGAAACUAUUAAGUGUCAAUACAAAUGAAAGGUAAGUUAAUUUUUGAACAUAUGUACAUGAUAUUUUGUAUUUUUAUUUUGAUAUUUAGUAUUAUAAACUUAUAAUUUUUUGUAGAAUAUGUCGAAAAGAAAUAUUUGGAGCAAUGAGGAGAUGCGGGUUAUGCUGGAGCUUUUUAAGGAACAAAAAAUUAUAGAAAAAAUCGAUGGCAAAAAAUAUCGCAACAGCGAAAUCUACGAAAUGGUAGAAAACUGUUUAAAAAAUAAAAAAAUUGAAAAUAAAAGCGCCAAACAAAUUGAAAUUAGGUGGAAAAAUUUAAAAUAUAUGUACAUAAACAUUAAAAAAGAAAAAAACAAAAGUGGAAAUAGUGCCAACGACUUUCUGUUUUUCGAGGAAAUGGACGAGCUGAUGGGUAUGAGACCCUCAAUAACAACAUUGGAAACAGGAGUAGACACUUCUUGCGAUGUAGUAACUCCCUCAACAAAUGACUCCUCUAACACAAAUAUAAACCAAGAAGAUUCGGAUGAGCUGCAGCCGUUACCAAGUCCAAGUGGUUUACAAAAUAAUUCCAAACGUAAACGAAAAUCAACAUCUGAUGGGUUGUUAGAAAAAAUUAAUAAAAUGCAGAAAGAUAUCAAUGAAGAUUUUCUGAAGAAACAAAAAGAACUUAUAGACUAUGAAUACAAAUUAUAUUCACAGCAAGAAAAGGAAAGUCACAUGCAAAUGAAAAGUUUGCUAAAGGAAAGCAGUGAUAAUUUCUUGUGUGCAAUCAAAGAUAUUUUCAAUGAUAAUCGUAGCAUAGAUACUAUAAAUUUAGAUAGCAAUAAGGAAAAUAAUAAAAGUGAUAAUCAUAGCGUAGAGACUAUAAAUUUAAUUACAAAAAAGGAAAACAUUGAAACGAGUAAUUAUAAUACAGAGACUAUAUUAUCGGAGUUAUUGGAAUAUGUGUUCCGUCAAUUGCUCCUAGCACUUGAGGAAUACCAGAUUUUUCUUUAAAAUUUUUUAUUACUUCUUCGGCUUCCUCAUUUUCUGGCAUUUUUUUAUUACUUCUUCGGCUUCUUCUUUGAUAUAGGUUAGCAUAGCAUCACAAAAUUCAUAAACACACUUUUUGACAGUGCUUUUAUGUA